AUGUCUGUACCUCCCCAUUGUGUUUUCACAAAUGUUGGUGCACACUCUCCUUGUGGUUGUGAGUUGAUGAAAGAGGCAACUUCAAAUGCACUGGUAUUAAAGCAAGCAUACUUGUACCAGUCCCUCAAGCAAGCUUUGUCUGUUCUUUUCCUUCGUCCUGGUUUUGAAGAGCAAAUCUGUCACUGGAACACAGAGCUUAAGAUUGUCAAUACUAUGUGCGACAUAUAUAAUAAAGCAAUGUGGAAAAAGCUGAAGGAUGCAAGUGGCAUCUUGUUCGUUGCUUGUCCUCACUCAUUGAUGUUGAUACUCAACAUAGACUGGUUCCAGCUGUUCAAUGGAGUUAGUUACUCUUCUGGUGCAAUUUACUUAGUUUUCAAGCCUGAGAACACAAUUCUGGUUGGUCUGAUGCCUGGUCCCAAGGAGCCAAGAUGCGAGGAGAUAGAUAACUAUCUCAAGCUUAUGGUAGACAAGAUAAAACAGUUGUAUAUUGGAAUGCGAGUCCCAACCUAUGAGUGUCCUUCUGGUGCUAAUGUCUCCCACAAUAGUACAUGUGCAUGCUACAAGUAUACAACCCAGUUUCUCAGAUUGCCCAACACAAAUCAGGUGGACUUCAGUAGAUUCGAUUACUCUCUUUGGAUUAUUUGUAGUGGUGUAGGGAACAGGUUGCAUGCUGAGGAGUGGAAGAGUACAAGUACACCCUCAGAAAGGCACCAGCUGGAGGUCGAAUAUGGUGUUAAAUGGUUGCAGUUGCAACGCCUUGGAUACUUUGAUCUAGUACGUGGAACGAUCAUUGAUCCCAUGCAUAGUUUAUUUCUGGGGACGCCAAAGAGAAUGAUGGACCAGUGGGUCGAUAAGAAAACAAUUGGAGCCAAAGAGUUUGCUACCAUGGAAAAAAUUGCAGAGACAAUGGUCCUUCCAAGGGAUUAUACAAAGCUGAUAUCGAAGAUUGGAAAAGGCUUUCCUUAUAUGAAAGCUGACGACUGGAAAUCCUGGGUACUGCCAAGCAUCGCAUUUGAUAAAGUGAAAAGCGCCCAUGACUAUCUGGAAAUGUUUUGCAAAAAGGCUACCAAACUCUACACUCCCACCAUCCUCACCUGCAACAUACACCUGCACCUCCAUCUUUGCGAGACCAUUCGUGAUUUUGGACCUGUGUAUGGUUACUGGCUCUUUGGAUUUGAGAGAUAUAAUGGCCUGUUGAAGCAUAUCAAGACAAAUGAAAAAGAUAGUUUUGAGGCAACAUAUAUGAGAAGUUUUAUUCAAAACGCAUUCAAGGAUGACUAUGUCAAUGCUGUUCUGAAAAGUUCUAGCUAUGUCCUCUUUUUCAACAUUUUCUCAAAGCUUUCUCCGAAAGUCAUACCUACCACCACAGUCAUUACCCUCUCCUCCCAUCCAUUCCGAUUGCAAUCAUUCUUACUUGCAUUGUCCAACCCACAUCUUCCUCCAAAGGCUAAAAAAAUCAUCACUGAUGGAUGA
Molecule: messenger RNA, 1473 nt
Organism: Phycomyces blakesleeanus NRRL 1555(-)
Lineage: Eukaryota; Fungi; Mucoromycota; Mucoromycetes; Mucorales; Phycomycetaceae
Exons: 5
Coding region: 1-1473 (490 amino acids)
Source: RefSeq, a predicted model, not a curated record